CCACUUUACGUUCGAUUUCGGUGGUCCGUGAAUGUUGCACGCUUAUCUCGCGAGACCACGCUUCCUUGUCAACACCGUACGUGUCUUCCAGACUGGGAGGUUCAGUGAUGCGCUUUUUUCCGGAUAAAUGGUUUAUUUCUCCACAACAUCAGUGCGUUGAUUAAUUAUCAACAUUUUGGAAGUCCCCGAGGACACCGCUGUCCCCCAAAGCUCCUAUAUCGGCUCUUCCUUGUUCGCAGCUGUGGUGAAGUCUGAAGACUGAAGACCGAGACCUGAAGGAGCCGCAGCCGGAAAACAGCUCCGGUUUCCCGGCUACGGUCCCCCGGUCCCCCCGGUCCCCCCGGUCCCCAUGGCGGACGGCGGCUCCCCGGCGGAGUUCUCCCUGCCCACCCCGGCUCUGCCCCCGCCCAGGACCCGCAUCUUCAAGAUCAUCGUGAUCGGGGACUCGGGCGUGGGGAAGACCUGCCUCACCUACCGGUUCUGCGCAGGACGGUUCCCCGACAAGACCGAGGCCACGAUCGGAGUGGACUUCCGGGAGAGGCUGGUGGGGAUCGACGGGGAGCAGAUCAAGAUCCAGCUGUGGGACACGGCGGGACAGGAGCGCUUCCGUAAGUCCAUGGUGCAGCACUACUACCGCAACGUGCACGCCGUGGUGUUCGUGUACGACGUGACCAACGCCGGCAGCUUCCAGAGCCUGCCGGCCUGGAUCGAGGAGUGCAAGCAGCACUCUCUGGGCACCGAGGUGCCGCGGAUCCUGGUGGGGAACAAGUGCGACCUGCAGGACUCGGUGCAGGUGGCCACCGACGUGGCGCAGCAGUUCGCCGACUCCCACUCCAUGCCGCUGUUUGAGACGUCGGCCAAGAACCCCGGCAGCCCGGGGGACGGGGGCCCUCGGGGCCAGCGGGACAGCGACCACGUGGAGGCCAUCUUCAUGACCGUGGCACACAAGCUGAAGUCCCAGAAGCCCCUGGUGCUGAGCCAGCCGGCCGAGGGCCCGGGGGCCCCCGUGGCCCUGGGCCCCGGGGGGGACGGGGGGGCCCGGGGCUGGGGCUGCAGCUGCUGAGGGCAGGGACACGCAGGGAUCCGUCAAACACCGGGGGACACGUCUUCACCGCUUGCUUCACUGUUGUCUUGGGUCUUUGUGACGUUCACGUGUCCGUUGGCUGGUCCAGAUGCUGGUCUGUCCUGGAACUACUGGAGGUGUGACGGUUAAAGCAGCUUUCCGGUUGGAGGAAAGUGCCGUGUCUGGAACCUGAACACGCAGCGCAGGGGGGCAGCCGACGCCCAGGACCGCGGCUGCAUCCGUUCUCACCCCCACCUCGUCUCAUCUCCAUCGGCAGAGUGAGGACGCGUGACAGUGGUCAUCUGGUUGUGCUUCUGCAACCAGCGUAAACAUUGAACACUGGCCCACAAUGCACUUGUGCAGUAUUAUAGUUGGAGUGAGAUGAAGGAAUGCAGCUCAGUGGAUAAAGGUUAACCCGUAAAACACAACUGUUGAUCAGGUUCUGGACCGGUGAGGAGCUGAGCUACGUACUGGACCUCCUCCAGAGGAACGGCUUGUUUCUGUUGUGUAAACUCGCCAUGCAACAUUCAGUAAUGGCUCUUUUCCAUUAGCACCUACUCAGCUCUACUCAUCUCAACUGGGCCUGGUUUCUUUUCCAUAACAAUUCAGCACCUGGAGCAGAAGUAGGAGGUUGGAGAAGCUGCUGUGACGUAUUUGAUUGUGUAUCUAAAAGAAGAAGACAACAACACUAAAGAUGUAGAACCUGGAGGAGAUGAUAGAUGUGCUGCUGGGUCUGUGGCUUGUGUUUGAUAUCAAGUUAAAAAAUGAGAGUGAGAGAAGCUUCAAGCAGCAACACUUUUUAAUUUUUGUUAGUUUGUCUCUGUGCUGCUGAAAAGUCAGCUGGAGCCGUGAGCAGCUAUGAAGAGACAGAGCUCCUGGUAGAUCUGGUCGUUCCUUAUCUCCGUCUAGAUCCCUUUUUAAUUCUCUCCUCAGCACCAGGUUUAUGAACAUCUGCACCUCAGAGUUGGACCAGAAACAGACUUUUGCUGCAAUUGCUGUUGGAUAAAAUGAACAAGAAUCUGUCAGAGUCUCUUUCUCUGAUUUCCUCCUCCUGACUCAGACGUUUGACUCCAACCCCCCGACCAAUCGGUGGCCUGUAGUGUGAUGAUGUCAGAUACAGCUGACUCAGCCGCUUAGAACCUCGGCAGAAUAGUUACAGAAAAGUAUCUACUCGGCACGUUAGACUAGCGCAGGGGUCGGCAACCCGCAGCUCUAGAGCCGCAUGCGGCUCUUUAGCGCCGCCCUAGUGGCUCCUGGAGCUUUUUUUUUCUCUUUUUUUCUUCCUCUUUCCUUUCCUUUUUAAUCUCGACAUUUCGACUUUUUUCCACAAAAUUCGAACUAUUUCCUCAACAUUUCGACUUUUUUCUCAACAUUUCUCCUUUCACCAUUUGCCUUCAUUCUAAGGCUGAUACAAGACUUUUCAUUUUUUGCGGCUCCAGACAUAUUAGUUUUUUGUGUUUUUGGUCCAAUAUGGCUCUUUCAACAUUUUGGGUUGCCGACCGCUGGACUAGUGGGAAAGAACCAAACCGAGUGGAGUCGAGUCGGGCUGAGUAGGUACUGAUGGAAAAGCACUAAGUGUCUCUGCGCUGUACACUGGUAGCUUUCACUGCUGCAGCCGUGUCCUCGUGUCCUCGUGUCCCAUCAUGCACUUCUGUGUCCACAGCUGGUCCUGUGGCUCUGACCCGGUUCUCCCAGGACGACCCGGUUCUCCCAGUACGCCUCUCUCAGGACUCUAACGGAGAGCAGGCAGUGACGGCUCCAUAAGUGACCUUUGUUUUAUUUCCAGUUCAACAAAUUCUGUGUGAAAGACGUGCGUUCAGUGGGGAAGUAUAACCGUGCAAUAAACUGACCAGAAAACACAGAGAAGUUCAUUUAUUCAUCCUCAGUCGCCAUGACAACAGCAUGGAUGAUUGGACAUUUGAGUUUUAAAUGUGACAUGUACAAAAAGAUUCAAAUCUGACACGGUUGGAGAUUCACUGUUGGGUAAAUAAAAAUAACGUCAUGUUGUAAAGAUCCGAGUGUCAACGAUGCUUCAUUUCAAUCCUGCGGAGUCGGGCCGGUAUGUCUGUCCACAUGUGUGUCCCGUCAGGCCAGCCUGCUGUAGGGGGGCAGCCCGGAGCUCGGAGCCUCCUCUUCCUCGGCCGUGUCUCUGCCGGGCUGAGCCGGGGAGUUGAAGAGGCUGCCGUCGCCUCCUGCUGGAAGAAAAGAGAACUACAUCACCACACUGAUCCCACACGUCUCUUCCACACCGUCAUACUUUAACUAGGGAAGAGUAUCGGGGCCAGGCAGGAGAAAAAUAUUUG
Cololabis saira (Pacific saury) is the source of this 3366-nucleotide messenger RNA. RefSeq names its product RAB33B, member RAS oncogene family a (gene rab33ba). The transcript has 2 exons. The record is from RefSeq and is a predicted model, not a curated record. NCBI's taxonomy places the organism in Eukaryota, Metazoa, Chordata, Actinopteri, Beloniformes, Belonidae. The coding region runs from base 350 to 1063 and encodes 237 amino acids. Gene Ontology annotation, cellular component: Golgi apparatus; endosome. Gene Ontology annotation, biological process: Rab protein signal transduction. Gene Ontology annotation, molecular function: GTP binding; GTPase activity.